CCAACAGUAUGCAAUUGCAGCCCAGAAGGCCAACUGUAUCCUAGGCUGCAUCAAAAGAAGGGUGGCCAGCAGGGCGGGGAAGGUGAUUGUUCUCCUCUACUCUGUGCUCAUGAGGCCCCAUCUGGAAUACCAUGUCCAUGCUUGGGGCUUGCAACAGGAGAAGGAUGAAAAGCUGUUGGAGCUGGUCCAGAUGAGGGCCAUGAAGAUGAUCAGGGCCAGAGCACCUCUCCAUGAGGAACAGGAAAAUUGUUAAUUAUUCAGAAUUUGGGGAUUUUGAAGAUGGUGAUGAAGACUUUGCAUGCGUAGCUGCACCUUUGACAAAAAAAUCCAGAAUACAGCUUAAGGAACUAAAAACGGAGAAAAAGAAGCAAAAAACACAAAAAGAAUUGACUCCAUCACAAAACCAGACACCUAUUAGAAGAACAUCCUUGGAUGAUAGUUUUUGUGAAAGGGAUCUGAACGUUACCUUGGCCUUGUCCGUUAAAGAAAAAUCAGCAAAUAUCCUUGAAGUGCAAAGUUCAAAAGAACAAGAUGAGGAAUCAGAAAAAGAUUCAGAUUAUAGUGAAGGUAAUGAUGAAGACUGCGCUAUGGAAAAGAUGAAAAUCAAAGGAAAUGAAACCAAACAAAAGAGGCAGACUGGAAAAAAAAAGAAGACUCCUAAAUCUGAGAAUUAUACUACAGUAAUGGAACUAAAAUCUGAGCAAACACAAAAGAAGAUGUCCAAGUCUUCAGAACCAGUUGGAAGGCCUUUACAUACAUCAAGUCCUGCAACAAUCAAGAAGCCCAAAUGGGUACCACCAGCUGCAUCAGGAAGAAGCAACAACUCUAUGAAAUAUGCUUCAGUUAAAUCACCUACUCUGUGUCUUAGGCUUGGCCUUUCCAGAUUAGCAAGAGUCAAACCACUGCAUCCAAGUGCCACCAGCAGUUAGGUGGUCAGUGACAAGGUGCCAUGUGAAGGACUGUAUUCAGGAAAGACUUGGGAAUGCAUUUUGUUUAUACGUAGAGGGUGGAAAACCACUGGGCAACAAAAGCUUUACAACAUCUAUGGUUUUGUGGGGUAGUUGUUGAGGUACAUUUCUAAUAUUAUGGAGUUUUUAUUCUGUAAAGUGCUAGGCAUUCUUAAGUGCUACUGGAUAAUGUUAUUUAAUCGAGGUGAAAUCUGGGUCACCAACUCAUUAUGAGUUAUACUCAGAGAUACAGGUUUGUAAUCUAAUUCUCUGGUAUGUGAACUCAGCAUUAAAAUAGUCUAAACAGCGCUGUGUCAAUUAUGGAAUUCGCUAUCUUAAAUAGAUUCUUCAAUACAAGUGAAAGUGAUUGUUUAAAAAAUAUUUCUUGGAAGGCUUAAGCCAUCACUUUUACCCCUCUUCUUGACUUUCAAAAUCUGUUAAUGUUUGCAUAUCUUAAAUGUGUUUUUAAUUGCUUUUAAAAUGUAUUUUAGAUAUAAAUUGUAUUUAAAAUGUUGUAUUUUGAAAAAAGUAAAGUAAAAUAAAAUAUAUAGUCUAAUGAAUCUUAA
This is a messenger RNA of Numida meleagris (helmeted guineafowl), 1513 nucleotides long. RefSeq names its product RAD51 associated protein 1 (gene RAD51AP1). Gene Ontology annotation, biological process: double-strand break repair via homologous recombination; interstrand cross-link repair. The record is from RefSeq and is a predicted model, not a curated record. The transcript has 7 exons. Bases 231 to 929 code for a protein of 232 amino acids. Gene Ontology annotation, molecular function: double-stranded DNA binding; single-stranded DNA binding. Lineage: Eukaryota; Metazoa; Chordata; Aves; Galliformes; Numididae.